Messenger RNA from Ceratina calcarata, 4229 nucleotides. It is a transcript of the gene app, whose product is annotated as Palmitoyltransferase app. NCBI's taxonomy places the organism in Eukaryota, Metazoa, Arthropoda, Insecta, Hymenoptera, Apidae. The transcript is spliced from 10 exons. Gene Ontology annotation, biological process: peptidyl-L-cysteine S-palmitoylation; protein targeting to membrane. The record is from RefSeq and is a predicted model, not a curated record. Gene Ontology annotation, cellular component: endoplasmic reticulum; Golgi apparatus. Bases 798 to 2888 code for a protein of 696 amino acids. Gene Ontology annotation, molecular function: protein-cysteine S-palmitoyltransferase activity.
GAUAUAGGAGUAUCUUUCAUCAUUAUCGAUUUUUCGAUAAAAGCGCUCACUCUUGAAAUCCGAAAUCAGUUUUGCUCGAGGUCACGUGGCAACAGGCUCACGUGGCGUUUACGCAUACCCCGUUAGAGGGAAGCACGGGUGAUCUCGAAGAGCGAACACUACGGCCAACUACGGCUAACAAUCCUUCCUUUCCCGUAAAUACUUACAUUCAUUUUACAUACAUAGAUACAGGGUACAUUGCAUUAUUGUCGUCGAACUAAGGUCGAUUGACCGAAACGAAGCAACGGCUUCUUAGAACGUGAUGCACUACGCGAUUCUGAAGGCCGCGGCUAGAACGUAUGAGUGUUGUUUGUAUGUCAUUUUCGAGUGACCUAGUUUACAAUUGAAUUUUCCUCGACGAUUUUCUUCAACUAUGAUUCCGCAGUGAGUGUUCCCGAUGUCCGUGGCCUCUGCGAGACAGCAACGAUGCUGCCUCGAAAGUGACUUCAUGCUUGUUUGCAGAAUAAACGAAUGAUUUUGCUUAAUUAUCCCGGAAUGCGCAUUUCUGUGAGAUAUGACUGUCAUCCUCGGUUCUCUAAACGAAACGAUAAGGUUAAGCAUAUGCACUUCGCAAGUGUUGAAGAACGAUCUCCAAGUCUGUGUUCGCUGAAAGUGAACAGUGGGCCAAGAUGAAACAUGAUUCUUCAAAUUCUCGUACAGUGACAUUAAAUAAAUACUGCAUGGCCCUGAUCAAUUAUCUAUUGCAAAUUGGGCGUUAUGUAUUUGUACACAUGAGCAGUGUAUAAAUCAGUUAAAAAAUGCCACAUAUAACGAGAAAAUGGGAACUUUUCCCAGGCAGAAAUCGGUUCUGUUGUGAUGGUAGAAUAAUGAUGGCACCGCAAACGGGGAUGUUUUAUAUGACUGUGUGCCUCAUCCCUGGAACAAGUGGAUUAUUUUUUGCUUUUGAUUGUCCAUUUUUAGCAGUUCACAUAACACCUGCUAUACCAGUUGUUGGUGGACUACUAUUCAUUUUUGUAAUGUCUACUUUAUUUAGAACAAGUUUUAGUGAUCCUGGAGUUAUUCCAAGAGCAACACCUGAUGAAGCUGCCUAUAUUGAAAAACAAAUUGAAGUACCAAACAAUGGUAAUUCGAAAAUGUAUAGACCACCACCUAGGACUAAAGAAGUAUUGGUAAAAGGGCAACCAGUAAAAUUGAAAUAUUGUUUUACUUGCAAAAUAUUUCGACCUCCAAGAGCUUCGCAUUGUAGCUUGUGUGAUAAUUGUGUGGAGAGGUUCGAUCAUCAUUGUCCAUGGGUGGGGAACUGUGUUGGCCGAAGGAAUUACAGAUAUUUUUAUGCUUUCCUUGUGUCUUUAACAUUUCUCUGCGUUUUUAUAUUCGCAUGUGCUGUCACGCAUUUAAUAAUGCUCACAAGAGACGAUAGACCAUUUUUAGAAGCAGUGAGACUAUCACCUGGAAGCGUUGUAGUAGGAGUUAUAUGUUUCUUUUCCGUUUGGAGUAUUCUCGGUCUUGCUGGAUUUCAUACAUACUUAACUACCAGUAAUCAGACAACCAAUGAAGACAUAAAGGAAUCGUUUUCCAUGAAAAGAGGACAAGGAGGUUUUAACCCAUAUAGUCAAGGAAAUAUAUGUAGGAACUGUUUUUAUGUAUUAUGCGGGCCGUCACCGCCUAGUUUAAUUGAUCGAAGAGGUAUUGUAACGCCUGAAUAUCGAGCAGAACAGGGAAGACCUGGUGACGACAGCGUGAUCACCAACAAUAAAACAUAUGGUACCGUCAAAAUUGUACAGCCACAGUCUAAUGGUACAAUCGUGCAAACGAAUCCUAGCCCAGAUCUCACAGGCUCUAUGAACAAUCUUGUUUCGGGCCAGCAUUCGCCGCCAAUCGAAUCGAUAAACGGUGAGUUGAGUCUUUUAAGGUACACUCCUCAUUAUCCGGAAGAUGUUCCGAAGUACCCGCAUCAGUACAUUAACGAUACUUACAUCCCGGCGUAUCCCCCUCAGCAUUGUUUCCAAGAGUCCGUGAAACAUGUUAAGUACGACACUGAAAGAGUGAAUCCGGACUUUCAAAAAUACCCGUGUAGGUGUGAGGAGAAUUUGAACAAAUAUCCUCACAGGUGCCGGGAGGAGUAUCAUAGAUGUUCUGAUAACAAUUUAAUGUAUGAUCAAUGCGUCGGUGAUCGAAAGUACGGUAUCGAUCUUCAAAAAUAUCCACAAAGAUACUCCGAGGACCCUAUACGGUACAAAUUCGACGAUUUGCACGAUUAUACCGAUCUUCAGAAGUUCCCGCAGAGUUAUUCCGAAGAUCCAUCGCGGUUCUCUCAGUCUCAACACACGCUUAAGUAUAAUAAUUUGAGAUGCGCCGUUCACAGUUUAAAGUAUCCGAUAUCGAAGAACCUCUUGUCGACUGUCGUAAUGUCGCGAAUAUUAGGAGCGGGGGGAAUGCCGAUUAUCGGUCAACACGCGAUAGGACUCGCAGUGAACAGAUUCGGUUCGGGACCUUUAACCAACACGUUUUCUUACACGGACAAUUCUUUAUGUCCGAGCGACGGUACCGAGGAGGACCUCUUGAAUCAUAGAUUCAUUAUGAGUAGCACUACGAACAGUGUGAGUCAACUUGUUACGAAUGAGGUCCCGCUAGCAUCACUUAACAUAGCUCCAAUUGAUAUUGAUGAAAUUGCUCCGCUGCCUUCCCGUCAGAGUAUCGUGGUCUCUUCCGCGUUGGACACGUCUUCUAUACCUUCGGUAACUGUAACGACACCAUUGUCUGCGUCCAGACUCCGACUGUUACAAGAUACUACCAUGAUAGAGUCUGCCUUAGACUUAGAUUCACUGGAAGACGCCAGCGUCGGCAGAGGAAGUCAAGCGGGUCUUAUCAAAUUGGGAGCUGUAUAAAAAAAAACUUAUACUUCUAUCAUUAACUCCUUAAUAGACGCUGCCUCGAAACUACUGAUUGUUGAUUAAGUAAUUUCGCGUCUACUAAGCACGCGUACAACGUAAUUUCGCGUCUACUAAGCAGGACAUCAUUUCAAUUAGAUCGAUAGGUGUUCGAAGUCGUCAACAUUUACUGAAGGGUAGUGCAGGUCGAAUUCUCAUAGCAUAUUCAUUUGUACUUUCUUUUCUUAAAGUCUGAUUACGUUUGUAGGUGCACAAACCGGUGUAAAAGUUCUAAUGAUUUUACUUGAAGGAGCAAAGAUAGUGAUAUAGUAGCGUACAUAUUUUGUUCGAUCUGUACUAUUCGUUUGUUAUAUCUACCAUUGUUAAUUGCAUUCCAGCCAUUCACAUCUUUCAUUCUAAAUAUAGUUCUCUAUCCGAGAUAUAUAUAUAUUAGUUAUGUAUAAACGGAAGAUUAUAAAAAUAUUUGACGAUUUAACAUAUUACGAUUUUCUUAAUACUAAACGGAUCAUACGCGGGGUGAGGAAAAUGUACUACUUAAUGACAUUAAUAUAAAUUUAUUUUAUCUUUAAUUUUUUCCGCGCGAAUCGUAAAUCUUUUUCUUCUAAUUGGAAUAAUGUUGGCGCUCGCAAGCAUUGUAAGGAUUCGUCGUUAAAUAUUGAUUUGACAAUAGAAGCAAAAGGUGUGUAGUUAAUGUGUGUGUGUAUGUAUGUGUGCACAUUUAUAUUAUAAAUGUUCAUACGCAUUUAAAUACGGUUCGAACCGCACUUUGAAGGAAUCGAAGAAUUUACAAGUUUUAAAGAAAUGACAGAUUUGAUUUUAUUAUCGAUCAUUUAUGGAGAGGACGUGAACUAUUGUUUUACAUUAAUUUUUCGCAUUGAUAAACGAGUAUUAUCUCCUUUAUUCAACCUGUAACGUUGUACAGUGUAAAGAGAAUUUUGUAUAUAUAGACAUUUUCACACAUAGACGUUAGUAUAGUUUUGCAAGCGUUUUACCAAUUUGUUAAAGCAAUGUGAAUUGAUCCAGCAUUUAAAAAAAAAAUAGACAUAUAUACCACUGCCUAGAUUAUAAAUAAUUCGUGCAUCGAGAUUGCAUGUUAAUAUUUAAUUUGAUGUAAUCGGAAGAUAGAUAUUAUUUAUACAACGGAGUAACGAAAGAAUAGGUAUGACACUACUAAUAGUCGUCAUUUUAAUCUUUAAAAGUUGCCAUCGCGCAUUGACUUUAAGAGCAUCGUCUUUUUGUAUAUAUUGCGAGUGUAUGAUAUUACAUGUACAUAUUGUGUAGAUGUUAUUAUAAUAUACUACAAGUUAAAAAUAUAUCAGUAUGUUAUGUCACAUCGAA